Molecule: messenger RNA, 867 nt
Organism: Penicillium cinerascens
Lineage: Eukaryota; Fungi; Ascomycota; Eurotiomycetes; Eurotiales; Aspergillaceae
Product: J-type chaperone JAC1
Exons: 1
Coding region: 1-867 (288 amino acids)
Biological process (GO): [2Fe-2S] cluster assembly; protein complex oligomerization
Cellular component (GO): mitochondrion
Molecular function (GO): ATPase activator activity; protein-folding chaperone binding
Source: RefSeq, a predicted model, not a curated record
AUGGCGUUUCGCCCACCGAGCCUGGCCCGGCACUUUGGCCGCCAGACGACCUCUCGUUCCAUCAUCACACCUACACGAUCUAUCUCUACAAGCGCAAGCCAUCGUUCUUUCAUCCCGCGUAGCACAAAUUCGGACCGCUGCCUGUGCUCCCGAUUUCGCACCCAAGCUUCGGCCCAGAUAUUCACCUCAGCAUCUCGUGGUGUCUUCACGGCUUCACCGGGUCUGGGCCGGCGCUAUGCCUCUACAAAUUCGUCUGCAGAACCAACAGGAGAGUCCGGAAUAGUCGGAGCUCCUGAUAUCACCAACUAUUACACCAUCUUCCCUCAAACCAUUCCUGCGGGCCCUCCUCCCGCUUCGCCCUUCUCCAUCUCAAUCGCGGAUCUCCGCCGCGAGUUCCUACAAUUGCAAAACAGGAUUCACCCCGACAAAUAUCCCGCCGGUGAUGCAAAGCAGCACGCCGAGGCGUUAUCGGCCCGUAUCAACGAGGCAUACCGAACACUUGCCGACCCACUCCAGCGGGCACAGUACCUCCUCCGAGAAUGGCACGGCAUUGAUGUGACGGCCGAAGACGCCGCGACGAAGCAUGCCCUCGACCCGGAGACACUUAUGGAGGUGAUGGAGGUGCAGGAGACCAUUGAGGAGGUGGGCGCAACGCCCGAAGGAGAAGCCGAGAUCAACGCUCUCAAAAUUGAUAAUGACGCGCGUAUUGGUGUAUGUGUCGGGGCGCUAGCGGGAUUCUUUGACAAAGGCGACAUUGAGGCGGCGCGGAAGGAAUGCAUUCGGCUGCGCUUCUGGUAUAGCGUUGGCGAGGGAUUGCGCGAGUGGGAGCCCGGCAACACGGAGAUUCGGCUGGUGCACGGCAACUGA